CAGUCUCUCCUGCUUCCAUCCCGCUGAUCGGAUGAUUCGGAUCCCGAUGGCUCUCUGUACCUGGUCGCUCUGCAUCGCCCUGAUCCUCUGUCAGCUGUGUCAACAAGUCUCCUCGUCUCGUGUCGCGGAGGGGGUGAGCUGCUCACAACCGCCGGAGAACCUUCCUGACUCAGAGGAGCCAAUCUACAUCAGGUGGAUAAGAACAGAUAUCGAGUCUAGACGGUAUACCUUUGCAACUGGUCUUGGCCGCUGCAAUGAAUGCAUCGAUUGCAGUUGUUCUGUGAAGGUCCCUGAGGCGUUCAGAAGGCGCAUCCAGGAGAACCUCAGGGGCAAAGACACGCUCGACGUAGUCUUGCGUCUCCGAGGUUUUGAUUCCUUCCUUGAGGUGUCACUGCAGGAGGUAUGUAAUCCAUCUUACGCACUUACGCAACCAUACGACAACACUCAGACGUCUCCCUCAGGUGGAGGGGCUGGACGUGACAGGUGGUGAAUGCUUUAUGGAUAUCCAACGCUGGAGGGAGGCGCCGCGCAUCUGCUACUUGGCGAGGUAUGUGCAUGACCGAGAAUACAAGCUGUCAGCCCUUUUAUAUGUUAUCUAUUAUUGUCUCUCUGUCCAGCCUGAGCAAGGCCGACAAGCUGAACGGGAACACCCUGAUGGUGGCUCUCCUAUCCUGGAUUGACCAGUUUUCGCCUGCCUACGGCUGCACAAAGGUGACAAUUCUUGACGUCAGCAGCAUCAAGGAGAUGUAUGUGCUCUCAAAAGCAGGUACGCGCAGAUGAUGCACAGGCUCUGACUGACAUGCACAUCGAUCCGUUUCAAUUCGCUUGCAUGUGCAUGUCAGGCUUCUACUAUCAAUCCUUUGGCUUCCAGCAUGCCCCUCGGGCGAACCAAGACGGCAUCUGA
Vitrella brassicaformis is the source of this 904-nucleotide messenger RNA. The record is from the annotation of a GenBank genome assembly. Lineage: Eukaryota; Vitrellaceae.